Molecule: messenger RNA, 2505 nt
Organism: Malurus melanocephalus (red-backed fairy wren)
Lineage: Eukaryota; Metazoa; Chordata; Aves; Passeriformes; Maluridae
Gene: SRP9
Product: signal recognition particle 9
Exons: 3
Coding region: 78-338 (86 amino acids)
Biological process (GO): negative regulation of translational elongation; SRP-dependent cotranslational protein targeting to membrane
Cellular component (GO): signal recognition particle, endoplasmic reticulum targeting
Molecular function (GO): 7S RNA binding
Source: RefSeq, a predicted model, not a curated record
GGCUCUGUCUCAGCCGGCCACCCGCCCGCCUCCGGCGCCAUCUUGCCGCGGCCGCGGGCAGCGGAGCCGGCCCGGCCAUGCCGCAUUUCCAGGCCUGGGAGGAGUUCACCCGCGCCGCCGAGAAGCUCUACCUCGCCGACCCCAUGAAGGUGCGUGUUGUUCUCAAAUACCGACAUUGUGAUGGRAAUCUCUGCAUCAAAGUAACAGAUGAUGUGGCUUGUUUGCUGUACAGAACAGACCAGGCACAAGACGUGAAGAAGAUAGAGAAAUUCCACAGUCAGCUCAUGCGACUCAUGGUGGCGAAGGAAUCCCGCAGUGCUGCCAUGGAAACAGACUGAAGUGCUGCGAAUAAGAGUGCUCUGGUCAUAUUUCRCUGGAAAAAAUCUCUUGGAUUUGAAUGAAAAACUGGGACAGGAGAUGCUUUUAUGUACUAAAGUGGACUGAUGACAAGUCUGAAGUAUUUUCACCCCUCAGACUCCACUUUGGAAAUCUAGGAAAAUAAGUGCUUUCAAUUGAAAGCUUAUAUUUAUUUUUGGGUAUCARGCAACUAUUCUUACACAUUAGGUAUGCUAAGAAGACAAGUAAAUAUUUUAAAUCUACAUUAUGUUAGUCUGAAUUUGGUAGGCCACAAGCAUACAUCUGGAAAGUUACUGUAAAAUUUCAUAUAGAUUUCAUUGGUUUCCUACCUUACACCUGGUGUAUUCUUAAAAUGAAAGGGUUUAUUAACCUAAUACUGUAGCAUGGUUACUGGGUCUGAUGAAUAUUUACAUACAUUAUAUAAAUCUGUUUGGUUUAAAAUAACAGAUGUUUUCUGAACUGAAAUGUUGAAAAUGCUGGUUUAAAAUAACAGAUGUUUUCUGAACUGAAAUGUUGAAAUUGCCAAUUUGUAUUACCACUGUCACUGGCAACACUCUAGCUUUUGGUAUUGCUCUUUGUCCUAAGCCGUGCAACAUUAUCCAUGAUGCAGUUUGUAGAACUGUUAUAUUGGCUMAGUAAUUAAACUUCUGUAUUUUAAAAAUUAAAAUAGAACUUCACGGAAUAUUGCUAGAGAAACUGGGGGGAGGGGGUUUCUCUGCUUGUGCAAAUACUUUUAGUAAAAGAUAGUGGCUUUUUUACAUCCUUGAACUAUUUGGUACUAGCAGGGAUUCCUUUUCCCAUCCUUGCUUCAGGCAGAGUUSAAGUCUAUCAUCAAGACAAAUUCUAGAAGCUCUUGCCUAUUAUGUUAAUAGAAAAUAUCCUUCCAGACACUGUCUGGAUUCCUUAUUCUAGCAGCUUGUUAACUGCAUUUUCAAAUGUUACACGUGGCAAAUGGAUGUCAGCCAAAUGAAUAAAUGGAUGAAAACAGCUUAAUAAAUACUUAAAUACCAAUGUCAAAAAUAGACCAAUGCUUCUGUAGCUUAGACUUGUUUCUCACUGUAACCUCUGUAGGCUGAUGGAAGCCUUAAUUGUCUCUUGCAAAAAAAAGCUUUUUCUGUGAAAACCCAGUAGCUAAAAUUGAUACUUGCUUUGACUAGGUCUUGCAUACUUCAAAACAGAUGAACAUUUUCAUGUAAUUAGGCUAUUGAUAUCAGAACUAAUUUUUUGGGUUAAACCAAGCCACGGAAGUAAAGCAGAGCCCUACUUGCAGUGGCAUUUAUAUAUAACRAAACAAUCUACUAAGUAGCUACCUGCUGUCACUUACAUAAAAAUAAUGGAGCUACUGGGAAGCAGGACCUUUACACAUUUGCCAAAAGCUUGAAAAAAACCCACCAGGCUUAAAUAUUGUAUUAGAGUAGCCUUUCAGCUGCAUAUAAAAUGUUGCAURUUGUUGGAAAAUACUGCAGCACUAAAUUCCCAGUGACUGCUCAAAAUUCAAGUCUGGAGGAGUGACUGGUAUGUGUGUAACAUUUUUGUAUUGGCUUUUGWAAUAUAAAUAAAGCCAGAGAGAAGGUUGAACUUUGUUAAUUGUUAAACUUUCAUAAGAUACUGUAAUACUGACAUUUUUCUUUGGUGCUCCAAAUAAUAGUCCUAAUAUUUGCAAUACAGUAGUAGAGAGUCUGGGUGUACCAAGUGGCUGAAAGCCUUAAGCUUUAUACUCCAKUGGGCUGUCACAGUAGUGUAUAUUACAGUAGCAGCUGUCAAGCAAAACAGGCAGGGUAAUACAUUUCUAGUUUUCUAAAUUCUAAUUUCCCUAAAACCAUGGGGAAAUAAUGCCACUUUUGUAACAGUAUGUGUUGUUAAGCUUGUUCUCCAUAUACUCAGAAAAAACUGGGGUGUUUCCGUGCAAUUAGAAUGCAAAAGAUUACAGAACAGCUGCUUAAAAAAUGUUUUGGAUACUUCUUUAGAAAAACACAGGUGCUUCUUAACUUUGUCUUGGAAUUUUCAGAAAUUUCUGUACCAUAUUUAUGGGGCAGUAGAGAAGCUCUGAAUUCUGAGCUCUGUUUAUUUCAUGCCUAUACUUCUGCUGAGAUUAUGUGUGCUUAUGUACACUGAUCACUUCCCUAAUAAACAUUCACUGAGUUAGUC